AUGGCCGAGGGGUAUGCCCGUGCUAGUGGGAAGCCUGGCGUUGUGCUCGUUACCUCGGGACCCGGCGCCACUAAUGUGGUCACACCCAUGCAAGAUGCUUUGAUGGACGGAACCCCGCUGGUCGUCUUUUGCGGACAGGUCGUCACCAGCGCCAUUGGUUCGGAUGCUUUUCAGGAAGCCGACAUGGUCGGCAUCACACGACCCUGCACAAAGUGGAAUGUGCUCGUCAAGAACAUUGCCGAACUCCCACGAAGAAUCAACGAGGCUUUCGAGAUUGCGACAAGCGGCCGCCCCGGACCUGUGCUCGUUGAUCUGCCCAAAGACGUCACCGCCAGCAUCCUCUCAAGACCCAUUCCCAUGAGCAGCUCCCUGCCCACAGCCGUCAGCGCAGCCACGCUCGCGGCGAGAGAAUCGAGUAAACAGCAGCUCGACCUUUCGAUCAGGAGGGCCGCUAACCUGAUCAACAUGGCGAAGAAGCCCGUCAUCUACGCUGGGCAAGGCAUUCUUCAGACCGAGAACGGGCCUGAACUCCUCAAGGAGCUCUCGGAAAAGGCCAACAUUCCCGUGACGACGACCCUGCAAGGAUUGGGAGCUUUCGAUGAGCUUGACUCCAAGUCUCUGCACAUGCUGGGCAUGCACGGCUCUGCGUAUGCCAACAUGUCCAUGCAGGAGGCAGAUCUCAUUCUUGCCCUCGGCGCUCGUUUCGAUGAUCGUAUCACCGGAUCCAUUGCCAAGUUUGCGCCUGCUGCGAAGGCGGCUGCAGCUGAAGGCCGUGGAGGAAUUGUUCACUUUGAGAUUAUGCCCAAGAACAUCAACAAGGUUGUGCAAGCAACUGAGGCAGUCGAGGGCGAUGUGGGCAGCAAUCUCGCGCGCCUGAUGCCCCUCGUGAACAUUGUCAAGGAGAGACCAGAGUGGUUUGCCCAGAUUGACGACUGGAAGAAGCGAUUUCCAUGGGCCUACGAGAAGGAGGGCGAGAACGGCUUCAUCAAGCCCCAGACUGUCAUGGAGAAGCUUUCAGAUAUGACCGCAGACCACAAAGAGAAGACCAUCCUCACAACGGGUGUUGGACAACAUCAAAUGUGGUGCGCACAGCACUACCGAUGGAGGUACCCACGCACCAUGAUCACCUCGGGUGGUCUCGGUACGAUGGGUUACGGGCUGCCCGCUGCCAUUGGUGCCAAGGUCGCUCGUCCCGAGUGCACCGUCAUCGAUAUCGACGGUGACUCCUCCUUCAGCAUGACCCUUACCGAGCUCUCGACCGCUGCCGAGUUCAACAUUGGCGUCAAGGUCAUCAUCCUGAACAACGAAGAACAGGGCAUGGUCACCCAAUGGCAAACCCUCUUCUACACCGACCGCUUCUCGCACACACAUCAGCGCAACGCCGAUUUCGUCAAGCUCGGUGACGCCAUGGGCGUCCAAGCAAAACGCUGCAUCAAGCCCGAGGAGCUGGAGGCAUCUCUGCAGUGGCUCUUGGACUCGGAGGGCCCAGCCCUACUGGAGAUUGUGACGGAUCAAAAGGUCCCUGUGCUGCCCAUGGUGCCAGCUGGAAGUGGUCUGCACGAAUUCAUGGUUUACGAUGAGAAGACACAAAAAGAGCGCAGAGCCAACACGAAAAAGCGAUCUGGUCGUUGA
This is a messenger RNA of Plenodomus lingam JN3, 1632 nucleotides long. NCBI's taxonomy places the organism in Eukaryota, Fungi, Ascomycota, Dothideomycetes, Pleosporales, Leptosphaeriaceae. The record is from RefSeq and is a predicted model, not a curated record.